UUUUUUUUUUUCAUCAUUGUUAUUACAGUAAUUUUUUUUUUUUAUUAUUUACCACACACGAGAUAAUCGAGCCACGUGUCGCCGAAUGAUUUUGUCAGACACGUUGAGGCGUGUUACUCACUUCGUUGGUAAGAAAUCGCAAGACAGCGAUUUUUGAGAAAAAUUGUUUUUCGAACCUUUCACGACAUAUACAACGCGAAUCGAAUCGAAGACAUGCACCGUCACGAAUGCUGUGGUCAACAACAUCGCAGUCGCCUGUACCGCCGUCGUAGCCACGCGUCUCGUAACUCUUUCGAUUCUCGCGUCAUUGCCGUCGUCAUGUCCAUUUAGCUUCGAUAUUAACAAAGAAAUAGUAAUAUGCAGACAAUCGGCAAAGCAGAUAAUAAAAUGGAUUUUCCUUUAAAUUGGACUGAUAUAUUAUUAAAAUCAAUAUCAGGUAAGACAAAUUAUACUAUAGAUGUAAAAAUAGGAACUAAACGCAUUGCUAGCAACCAAGAUCUAAGAGAUAUUACAAAAAAAAGACGUAAACAAUCAAAUCCUACAAGGAUAUCUUCUAAUGAAGAAAAUACAAAAAAUAGAAGCGACAAAAAAAUAUCACUUUCUACUAAAAAUAAAAGUGAACUGAACAAUAGCGAAGAAGCAACAGAUUUAAAAUUAACUUACUCCCAAUAUCCUUCAGCUUCUUUACCUCUGAAUCUGACGAUAACUGAAAAUCAAAAAUUUUCACCAAUUGAGAUACAAAAUAUACAUUUUUCUAAUGAUAUACAACUGAAAAAUAACUCAUCUACGGAAAUUUCUAAUAAUCCGAAUUCAUUGCAAGGAACAUUUCUGAAAGAAAUUUCACAUAAUUAUAAGAAAGACUAUUCGACUGAAUCUUUAACUUGUAUGAUGCCAUUUUCUAAAAACCAACCAUGCUCAUCAGGGACCAAUGUUGGGCCGACUUCUGUCCAAAUAUUCAAUCCAGAAGCUUUUUGUGAUCAGUGUAAUAAAGAAUUUUGUAACAAAUAUUUUUUGAAAACGCACAAAGCUAAUAAACAUGGUGUUUUCAGUGACGGCCAUUCAAAUAGUUCUAGUUUAGAUCAGUUGGAUAAAAUUAAAAUAACAACAUUGCCCUCGACUUGCGAUUUCUCUUCAAACGUAAAUGAUAAUAAUAUUGGUGCUUCAACAUCAUCAAUGUUUAAAAACCCUGUAUUGUUUUCUCAGUCAUCGGUAAAUCAAAGCACAUAUGUAUCAAAAAAUAUAUUUAACAACCAAACACGAGCGUUUUGUAGUAUAUGCCAAAAAGAGUUCUGUAACAAAUAUUUUGUUAGGAGACAUAAAGCUAAAAUUCAUGGUAUAGCAGACGAUGGAGACUUAAAGUUAACUGAUGAUAUCCCAUUAAACUUCAAAACAAAUUUACAGAUCAAAAAUGAAGUUUUAGAUUCUGGAGUGUCCGAUUCAUGCGAUAAAGAUGUUAAAACAGUAUCGCCAUCUUUUCAUGCUAAUGAAUCCAUAGCUGAAAUUUCAAAAACACAUGAAAAAUUAUUCUUUAAGGACAUUCAAACAUCAGUAGAUAAUGAAAAUGAAAUUGUGAUGAACUACGCAGCAGUCAAAACACAACAUAAUAACAUAAAAGUUGAGAAUACAAACGAUGAGCGAAAUGUAAACUACAUCAAUAAAUUAAAUAAUGAAUUAUGUAAUAUUACCGAUCUUCAUAGUAUUGAAUUUACAAGUAAUUCAAGUCAUAUCACAAACACAAAUAUACAUUAUGAAAAAGAAGUAUUUAAAAAUGAUUGUUCAAAAUCAAACACUAAAGGAGUAAAUCAGCAAUCUACUGAAUUCAAGACUAACACUAAUACCCCCAUUAACUUAGUUACAAAUAAUAGUGUAAACGACAACAUUAAUGGGAAUAAAGUUAACAUCUUAAAUAAUUAUCUUCCAAUUACCGUAACAACUAAUGAAAAUGAAAAUAAAACGAAUACAAAUGUUGAAACGGAUGAAUCUAAAAUUGACUUAAUGAGCAAAAACAAGUUACUUACAUUACACAAUUUAUUUUUCAAACUCGACGGAAAUACGUUAGAGAAUAUGUCAACAUGUUAUGUAUGUAACAUGAAAGUUGACGGAUCAUUAAAAGCUCAUAUCUUUAAUGAACAUGAAAAGAUCGUUCAUGAACUAAUGAAUGAAACUUUAGAGUCUAAUGAAAAUAUACGUGUUGAACAUUCAUGUCAUGAAUGCCAUCAAAUAUUUAAUUCUGAUACAUUAUUGAAAGAACAUAUCGAGCAGUGUGAGUGUAACAUCAAAUGUAUGGGUAGGGCAUCGGCUAGUAGUAAAAAUUCUGCAGAAAACGAGGAAUAUAUUAAUCAGCAUGUUAAAGACUUGGGCGAAAGAAAACAGACAACAAUGUUAAGUAGUUUUUGCAAAAUAUGUAAUAAAGAAUUGUGCAAUAAGUAUUUCAUGAAAACUCACAUGCAACGUAUGCAUGGUAUAUCGAUUCAAAAUGGUAAUCAUAUUGGGGGAGUAGUAUGUGACAUAUGUAACAAAGAACUUUGCAGUAAAUAUUUUCUACGAGUACACAAACAGAACUCACAUGGCAUAGUCGAAAAUGGAUCAUGCCAAAAAUAUUGGUCCGAUUCGAUGACUGAGAAUGGACAACUAUCUGAUGAAACUGAAAACGGUCAUAGAUAUUAUAAACAUUAUACUGAAGUAUGUAAUAUAUGUCUUAGACGAUUUAGAAGUUCAAAAUGGUUAAGUGCUCAUUUAUUAAACGAUCAUGGUUCUGAGGGAAAAUUUCAGUGGAAGCAUAUUCAGAAUCAUUUGGAAGAAGAAAAGCAAAAUUUGCAAUUUAACUGCGAGUUAAACACGAACUUAAUAGCAAUUGGAAGUCCUAAACAAAAUCCAGUCGAAGAGCAAAUAAUAUGCGAUGAGAUGAAACAGUAUCGUUGUUCAUACUGCUCAUUCACCACAUCCAUUUUAUCGUUUCUUUUCGUACAUGAAAAAUUUCAUCUCACCGAAAAUAAAACCACAAAGGAUAUGUCUUUAACAUGUCCGACCUGCAGCGUGGCGUUUCAAAACAAGACAAAGUUGGAAAAUCAUUUUACACAUUGUCAUAUCAAUUCAGAUGCAAAAAAUUCGCCCGUUCCAUACGCUACUUUACAUUCACCGGAUAACACAAACGUCACACUCAACGCUAAUGAAGAUUCGUCAACAGACAAAUCGUUGGACAAUAACGGAAAUGACGUAUUCGCCGACAAACUUGAAACAUCGAUCAAGCCACGUCAAACCGAAGACACAUCGCCGUCUACAGAAAAAAAACACAAUAUUCCCGAAUCAAAUCACGAGCCGUUUAUAAUGCAGUCGUUUUUUCUCGAAAACUGUUCAGUAUCUCCGUCGGUCAAGAAGGAAAUGAGUGGUCGCAGUGAUUCAUUUCAUUCAUCUCUAGUCUACUUACCAGUCAAGGAAAAGUUAACGUCAACUGUUAAUGUUUUCUUCAAGCUAACCCCAACAUAAAUAUCUGCGUUUUUAAGCUUAUAUACAUAGGUGAGUGUAGCAUUCUAUAGCUCACGGCAUACAAUAAUUUAGCUAACUAUAAGCUUAAACAUAUUAAAUAAUUAAAGUUUGUAUGAUAUAACAUAAUAUUAUAAUAUACAUCCACAGAAUUAAAAUAAGACUGAACUACAUAUUUUAUGGGUGCUGGAAUGAAAUUUGGUGAUAUUGAUAAUACUAAAGUUCCUAAUUUAGCCUUGAAUAAAAUAUUAUGUCAUAAUAUAACAUUGGUAGUUUUGUUUAAAUUCCAAUUCGUAAAUUCGAGCUACUCCGGGAAUCCAUAUGCACCAAAUUCAAAGUUAAAAGCAUAAUUAAAAUAAAUUAUGUAAUAAUAUGAUGAUCAAAGUUCUAAAAAAAUAAUAUCU
Molecule: messenger RNA, 3887 nt
Organism: Melanaphis sacchari
Lineage: Eukaryota; Metazoa; Arthropoda; Insecta; Hemiptera; Aphididae
Exons: 2
Coding region: 358-3486 (1042 amino acids)
Source: RefSeq, a predicted model, not a curated record